UAUUCAUUACCAAUGCUUUUAUCUGAUACUACUACUGUCCAAAGUAUACUUGAGAGUAUUGCCCAAGAAAAACAAUGGUCAAAACAAGACGUUGAAAAUGACCUUAGCAUCCUUAGUCGAAAUCGUAUUGUUCAUGUGCAUGAUUUACGAGCUUUGUCUGGAGAAAGUUGGGCACAAAUCGAAUUACUCCCACUUGUCAAAGAUCUCCUAAGAAGUGCGAUUGACCCAAGCUGGCCCACAGCAAAUCAUCAUGGUAAAAAUAGAUUAUUAAUUAAAUUUGUGUAUUGAAAUUCUAAUACAGUUGAACACCAACCUGAAGAAGAAAACAAAAAGAAAAAGGAAGACGAUUCAGAGGAU
This is a messenger RNA of Gilbertella persicaria, 357 nucleotides long. RefSeq lists its product as uncharacterized. The transcript has 4 exons. NCBI's taxonomy places the organism in Eukaryota, Fungi, Mucoromycota, Mucoromycetes, Mucorales, Choanephoraceae. The record is from RefSeq and is a predicted model, not a curated record. The coding region runs from base 13 to 288 and encodes 91 amino acids.